AUGGAGCCGGCUCCCGUCUUUCGCACUCCGCGCAAGCGGGUCGCCUACUACUACGACCAUGACGUCGGCAACUUUAGCUACGGUCUCGGACAUCCAAUGAAGCCGCAUCGUAUGCGCAUGACGCACAAUCUCGUCACCAACUAUGGUCUGCACAAAAAGAUGGACAUCCUCCGUCCCAAGCGAGCCACUCGCGACCAGAUGACGCGCUUCCACACUGAUGAGUACGUCGACUUUCUUCACCGCGUCACGCCUGAAACCGUUCACGAGCUCACCAACGAAGGUACUCGCUACCUCAUCGGCGAAGAUUGCCCUGCUUUUGACGGUCUGUACGAGUUCUGUUCGAUCUCAGCCGGCGGAUCGCUUGCUGCUGCUACUCGUCUCAAUUCAGGCGAAUCGGAUGUGGCUAUCAAUUGGGCAGGCGGUCUGCAUCACGCCAAGAAGAGAGAGGCGAGUGGUUUCUGCUACGUCAACGACAUCGUCCUUGCCAUCCUCGAGCUGCUCCGAGUCCACCUGCGCGUCCUCUACAUCGACAUUGACAUCCACCACGGGGACGGCGUCGAAGAGGCCUUCUACACCACCGACCGUGUCAUGACUGCCAGCUUCCACAAAUUCGGCGACUUCUUCCCCGGUACCGGUGACGUCCGCGAUAUCGGGAUGAAGAAAGGCAAAAACUACUGCGUCAACGUUCCGCUCCGCGACGGUAUUGGCGAUCUCGAGUUCGGGAACAUCUUCCGUCCCAUCAUCUCUCACAUUAUGGAAUGGUAUCGUCCCGGUGCCGUGGUUCUGCAGUGCGGCGCUGAUUCGCUGGCGGGCGACAAGCUGGGCUGCUUCAAUCUUUCCAUGCGCGGACAUGCCGAGUGCGUCGCGUUCAUGCAGACCUUCGAUGUGCCACUUAUCACGCUUGGUGGAGGAGGAUAUACGGUGCGCAACGUCGCACGCACAUGGACCUACGAGACGGGUCUGCUCGUUGGUCAGAAGCUCGACGAAGACCUGCCCUUCAACGACUAUAUCCAGUACUUUGGCCCCGAAUACAAGCUCGAGGUGCCACCCACAUCGAUGGACAACCUCAACUCGCGCGAGUAUCUCGACAAUCUUCGCACCAAGAUCAUCGACAACUUGCGCAACCUUCCGUCGGCGCCCGGCGUGCAGAUGCAGGAGACGCCGCGCACCACGCUCAAUCCCGCGGAUGUCGAGAUGUCGGAUGGCGAGGAUUCGGAUCUGGACGAGCGGAUUUCGCAGCAUCUACGCGACGCACAUGUGCAGCAUUGGGAUGACGAGCUGUCUGGCGACGAAGCUCAGGUGGAUGGUGAGCGUUUGGAAUCCGUUUGGGCCAUGGCGACGGAUAGAAGCAGUGGCGCAUCGAAUGGCAGGAGUCGACCGGGCAUCAUGGAUCCAUUGAAGCCUUACGAGCACGAUUUGGGUCUCAAGUACAUCUCGCACAAUGGCGUAGCAGCAGCCAAAGGUAAGCCAAGAGCGAAACGCACAUUCUUCGCUGCACGAGCUGCCAAACCUGGCCUCGCCGAUCUGCAUCUAGACGAUGACGACGAGCAAGACGACGACGAGCAACGUCACCACAUUGCGAGUCAGUUCGGGGGCAGGCGUACCAGGGCGUUUUUCGCAGCGAAUCAAGGCAGCACGCGUUUGCCACGCGAUGCUACGCCCUUGAGUGACGUUGACAUUGGCUCGCCUGCUUUGUCCGCUGCCGCCGUCGCUUCCACCAACGGUCAAGCUCGAAGUGCUGUCAACGGUCGCAGGUAG
Molecule: messenger RNA, 1758 nt
Organism: Mycosarcoma maydis (corn smut)
Lineage: Eukaryota; Fungi; Basidiomycota; Ustilaginomycetes; Ustilaginales
Product: histone deacetylase
Exons: 1
Coding region: 1-1758 (585 amino acids)
Molecular function (GO): histone deacetylase activity
Source: RefSeq, a predicted model, not a curated record